Sphaeroforma arctica JP610 is the source of this 240-nucleotide messenger RNA. RefSeq lists its product as hypothetical. The annotation marks the transcript as partial. The record is from RefSeq and is a predicted model, not a curated record. The transcript has a single exon. Lineage: Eukaryota; Ichthyosporea; Ichthyophonida.
AUGUCACACCUGGUUGGCGCGAAUGGAGACUUCGGUUUCCAUCGUAUGGGUAUGCCGUCACGGCUGCCCAACUUGCCUAAUUUAGAUGUGUUUGGGGGUAUGGAUAAGAAGGACACCAGCCUGAAGACGAAAUUGGAGUCCAAUAACCAUAAAGAUGCGCUGAAUGCUAUGAAGCAGGUGGUUGCUAUGCUUGCAUCAGGGCAGGAUGUAGCGUAUCUCAUGCCAUCUGUGGUUAAGCAG